This is a messenger RNA of Numida meleagris (helmeted guineafowl), 1977 nucleotides long. It is a transcript of the gene ACADL, whose product is annotated as acyl-CoA dehydrogenase, long chain. Bases 174 to 1469 code for a protein of 431 amino acids. Gene Ontology annotation, cellular component: mitochondrion. Gene Ontology annotation, biological process: carnitine metabolic process, CoA-linked; fatty acid beta-oxidation using acyl-CoA dehydrogenase; long-chain fatty acid catabolic process. The transcript has 11 exons. The record is from RefSeq and is a predicted model, not a curated record. NCBI's taxonomy places the organism in Eukaryota, Metazoa, Chordata, Aves, Galliformes, Numididae. Gene Ontology annotation, molecular function: flavin adenine dinucleotide binding; long-chain fatty acyl-CoA dehydrogenase activity.
AAACGCUUCCCUUCUACAACGCAGCGAGGACGGGCACAACACCUCCGCGCUACCCACGUGCACGCACAUCGGGAUAAAUCCACGAAACCACAGGGACAGGGUCGCCUUACGCCUCCGCAGCGCGGCUCAGCGUGUGCGGCCCCGCACUGCCCUCCGCCACACCCCGACGCAAGAUGGCGGCGCGGCUGCUUCGCCUGCACGGGCUCCUGCGGGCCGCCGGCCGAAGGGCCUUCUCCUCCCUGGCCAGUCCUGCACCAGCUGAACAGCGUGGCACAAAGCGCCUGGAGCCUUCUUCUGCUAAGAGUUUAACCGAUAUCGGCACCCGGAGGAUCUUCUCCUCGGACCAUGAUAUCUUCAGGGAGAGUGCCAGGAAGUUCUUUCAGGAGGAAGUGCUGCCUUUUCAUGCAGAAUGGGAGAAGGAUGGCCAGGUGAGCAGAGAGCUCUGGGAAAAAGCUGGACAGCAGGGUUUGCUGGGUGUUGCUAUUGCUGAAAAACAUGGAGGCAUUGGAGCGGAUAUUCUUUCCUCAGCUGUGGUCUGGGAGGAGCAGAUGUAUGUCAACUGUUCUGGCCCAGGAUUCAGCCUUCAUUCUGAUAUAGUCAUGCCCUACAUUGCAAAUUAUGGCACCGAAGAACAGAUUAAACACUUUAUCCCUCGAAUGGUUGCAGGCAAGUGUAUCGGUGCUAUUGCCAUGACAGAACCUGGGGCUGGCAGUGACUUGCAAGGAAUACGGACUUACGCAAAAAAAGAUGGAAGUGACUGGAUUCUUAACGGGAGUAAGACUUUCAUCACUAAUGGUUGGAUGUGUGACGUGGUGAUUGUGGUUGCGGUUACAAACAGAGAGGCCCGAUCUCCUGCUCAUGGAAUCAGCCUUUUUCUGGUGGAAAAUGGAUCUAAAGGUUUCAGCAAAGGACGCAAGCUGCACAAAAUUGGCCUGAAAGCUCAAGACACAGCAGAGCUGUUUUUUGAAGAUGUGCGGUUGCCAGCAAGUGCCUUGCUUGGGAAAGAGAACAAAGGCUUCUAUUAUUUGAUGGCAGAGCUCCCUCAGGAAAGAUUGUUAAUUGCUGAUAUGGCUCUUGCCAGCUGUGAAUUCAUGUUUGAAGAAACAAGGAAUUACGUGAGGCAAAGAAAAGCUUUUGGGAAGACAAUUGCACACUUGCAGACGGUGCAGCACAAGUUGGCAGAAAUGAAAACACACAUUUGUGUGGGCCGAGCCUUUAUGGACAACUGUUUGCAGCUGCACUCAGAAAAACGCCUGGACUCCCCCACAGCUUCUAUGGCAAAGUACUGGGCAUCUGAUCUCCAAAACAGCGUAGCAACUCAGUGUGUGCAACUGCAUGGAGGCUGUGGGUACAUGUGGGAGUAUCCGAUUGCAAAAUCUUUUGUGGAUGCGCGUGUUCAGCCCAUCUAUGGUGGCACCAAUGAGAUUAUGAAGGAGUUGAUUGCCAGAGACAUUGUUGGUGACAACUAGGGCAGGUGCCUGGAGAACUUUCCAGAACACUUUUAUAGUUAUACAUGACACAAAAUCAGACAUCAGAAUGUAAGUAAAAGAAAUGGUUGUAGUAUAUCAUACUCUUUCAAGGGCGAGAAGCCUGUUUAAGUUAAGUGGUAGCAACAAGAGGGUGCUCCUAAGCAGGACUUCUAAUGUUUAAAUUGAAAGUUCAUUAAAUAUCUUUGGAUGAGAAUGAGUAUUUCUAUGACCUGUUAGUGAAAGGAGUAUUUCGGGUAACUGAAUGCCAUUACAGUGACUGUACCCUUUGCUGUUUGGGAUUAAAUCUUGCCUUCAAAGAAUACAGUUUGUGAUGGAUCAGUGGGAGGGGAAGGCUGGUGUGAGGAGGGGAGGCUGGGACUUCAUCACUGUCUAUGCACGGGUGCUUACUCCUGUCACAGCUGUGGGGAGGGCGAUGUGCACUUAACCUCUGUGCCUUCUUGUAAUUAAUGUUUCGGACAAACGUAAUAAAGCAUUUCUGUGCGCUCUG